Parnassius apollo (apollo) is the source of this 6999-nucleotide messenger RNA. The record is from the annotation of a GenBank genome assembly. Lineage: Eukaryota; Metazoa; Arthropoda; Insecta; Lepidoptera; Papilionidae.
AUGAAGUUUCACUUGGUCUAUAGAAAUAAUGGGCGCUACAAUCAGGUUCUAGGCGACAGAGAGCCGAGAAUCGACUCUAUAGACCAAGAAAUUUCAGGCCAGACAUCGCAGCCCACUGAGGUAUAUUUAGGACUACCUCGCUUCCUCGAAACUACGAAUUUAACCGAACGAGAAACCGAUAAGUCUUCAACAUCUCCCUCUGCAAAACAGUUCCAACCCUUUUCAACAGAACUUUAUAAUGAGUAUUUGCACGGGAACAUACCCAAUUCUUACCAUAAUUUAUUUGAAGACUAUACAAUUACUAACGCAAACUCAGGGACCAAAUUUAAACUACCCAUUUCAGAACAAUAUGAUCCGGAAGGUAAAAAGUUUGAUGGAAGGCAAACAGAAGACAGAAUCAUUAAGAAAAUAUGGGAAAUGAAAAUAAAAAGAAACUUUGUAGAAAACGAGGAAAAAGUUGAGAACAAUAAGUCACAAUUAGAAAUCAAAACCGAGCCAAUAACUUUCAUCACAGAAAAUAAUAAGUACGAGAACAAAGAUUUUAAUAAUAAAGUUUGUAAUAACACAGACAGCAUUCAAUCAACCGCAAACAAUAUAGUAAACGAAAGUAUAGGAAAAGCUAUAACAGUUGCGCAAGAAAUAUUUAAAGAGAUCAACACUGAGUCGAUUGAACUAUGUACUCCUCCACCAUCACAAUUAAACAUUUUACAAGAUAAUAUUUCGAGUAAGAAACUAUUACGAGAGGAAGCAGAUAUCUUGUCUAAAUCAGUUAAUGAAUCCGUACAACAUUAUGAAAGAAUUGGCACAGAUUGUCGAAUAAAUAAUCUACAAAAAGAAAAUAACUUGGAAGAUGAAAGAAAGUUGUAUUUAAUGCAGGAGAUUGAUGAAAGCAUUGAGGUUGGCUCGGUGAAAAGAAAAUCUGUUAAAUUUGAAAAUGAAGCGGAAAAGCUCUUUCGUUCUUAUAAAUCAGAAGAUUUUUUUAAUGACGAAACAGUUUCCAAGAAUAGUUGUCAUUUAAAAAAUAAAACAGAACAAAGAACAGAGUUUAAAAAAAAGUUGUCCGGUUCUGAAAUGGCUCAAAUGUCGUUAAGAAAGCCAGAAGAACUAACUCAAAUAAUGGACACUGUAAUAUCAGAAUUUCAUACAAAGCUAAAUAUUGGAGGUUCUCACUACACUAUGCGACUUUGUAAUAAAAUGUCAGAAAAUAGCAGUAACAUCGAGGAAGUAGAGAUUAAAGAAACUGAUCCCCUCGAAUGGCUUACAAAAAUGGAUAGUGAAGAAAGGGAACAAAUAAAAAAAGAAAUUAAACUUGCAACUAUACAGGCUGCGAGAAGAGUAUCGGAAAGUCGUGAAACAUUUGAUCAUCAUGUAAGGUCUUAUAAUGAUUACCGGAAAUUUAAAUCUGAGCCAACGGAUAGUUUGACAUAUAUUGCCAUUGUAGAGUCGCACGUAUUUACUAAUAGAAAUUUAAUAUCUGACAAAUACUUUUCAAACGUAGAAAUCACUCAAAAUUCGGAAUUAACAGGUUCUAAUAACGUAGUAUCAGCUACCUCCGAAAGGUCCAAAAGUAUGGAUAUAAAGUCCCCAAUGGUCUUACCAGAUGUAAUAAGGGCUGAUUACGUAGCUACUGUAAAUGUUGAACAUAAAAAGUUUCCAAUAGUUUCAGAUGAAAACGAAGAUGAAAGUAUUAUAUCAGAAGUAAAACAAUCAAUAGAUGAAGGCAUUGAAGUACAAGCUGGUGGGAAAACAGCUACUACAAAAAUAACCACAACCUUGGAAAAUUCUGAAACAAAACAAAGUUAUAAUAAUUUGAUUAAACAGGAAGCCACUGAACGGACUUUAGAAUUGCAUGAAUUAAAAGCAAUUGAAACCAUUGAAUCAACAGUUACCAAGACGAACGUUCUUCAAGCAAAAGAAUCUCUAGAGAUAAGUGAAUUAAAAGCAGCUCAAAUUAUAGAACAAAACACUCCAACACAAAUAAUUACACAAAUAGAAACAUCUUCAGCAAACAAAACUGAAUACAUAAAUGUAAAGGAAGAAGUAGCUAUUCCAGUUAUAGAAAUUAAAGAACUUAAUAAAUUUCAAGCAUUAAAUAAAGCAACCGCUAGACAAACAAGUGUAAUUUUCGAAGAUAUACAAAAUAACACUAUUACUAUUACCAAUGUCGCAGAAGAUACACCAUGUUUUAGUUUAGAAGCAGAAGAAUUAAGUAAAGCACAAGCUCUUUGUAAAGAAACUGUAUUUGACGUAACUAAUUGUAAGAGAACUGAACUAUUAAAUGAAGCUGCAAUGCGCUAUUUUUCAGUUUAUUUUGAAGAAAAUGAUUAUUUUUCAAUUAACAAAAUUGUUGAAGAAGUAGCUAUCAUAUGUUACCAAAAAAUGGAGCUUGUAAUGGCUUACUCAGUUUGUACGCCCGUAGCUAUGCAUAUAACUAUACACUUUGAUGAAGUGGAAUCUAUCAAAUUAGAUAGAUUUGAAAUAGAGAAAGCCAGCAUCUAUGAAGAAAAUAGAGAAUUUUCGAAGACUUUUUGUAUAGUUUACGCAACGAGUGAAGACAUAAGCACAGACACAGAAGAAACCCUGUCAUUUAAAACAGUUGAUAUCGAAAAUGUAUUGGCUACUAUAAGUUAUGAACCGCAAGUUUUAGUUACAGUUAAUUCAGUUGCUAUUCCGCUCAUAAGGCAACUAAGCAAUAACUACAUUGAUGUAGAAUUCAUGGAAAGCGAACGCUUUCAAGAAGGGAACGCAGAAUGUAGAGAAGAAAUUAAAGAAUCGCCAUUAGUACUUUCGAUGUGUACUGCUAUCGGCCAUUUAUUAAAAAUUGAUGGAGAAGAAAGCCAUGAGUUUGAGAUUGACGAGGCUAAAGAGGAAUUUAGUUCUAUAUGUAUUGAACCAGAAGUAUUAUUAACAGCCUUCCCAUUAUGUACAUCGUUAAUAAGACAAACUAGUACAAUAUAUAAUGAAGCUCAAAGUAUAGAGAGUGAAAUAAUCCAAGAAGAGAAAGCAGACUCGUACAUCGUAAAAGAAAUAUUUACAACGGCGAAGGGUAUAUGCACCGCAAUAGCUCAAACGAUUAUUACUAAUUUACUGGAAAUUAAUUUAUAUGAAGUAGAAAAGAUUAAAGCAGAACAAGGUUUUGGUUGCAUAGAACCAAAUAUAUUUGAAAUAGCAUUAUCAGUAGGUACAUCAACGGCAAUGCAAAUAAAUGUAAUUUACGUCGAAGUUGCUUUUAAAGAACCUGAUAUGUUUAGGGAAGAAGUUGCCUUAUCUAGUUUAGAAAUAAAGGAAUUUGUAAGAACACACCCAAUGUGUCAAGCUGUUGCAGAACAAAUUACAACAAUUUUUGAAGAAACUAAAACUAUGUCGCUUAAUUAUGAAGUAACGGAAGAAUAUGCAAAAAUAGUUGAUGUUCCAUAUCAUCUUAUUUCUACAUUGUCCAUUAGCGUAGCCUGUGCAAGCCAAAUAAGAUUAGAUUCUGAAGUGACAGAAAAUUUGGAAUGUUCUGAUAUAAGAGAAGAGCAAAUUGCAUUUUCUAUCCAAGAACACGAGCUAAAAAAAGCUGUUGCUGUUCUAAUAGCUGUAGCGAAUAAUGAAUACACUGAUUUUUAUUCAGUGCAAGAUAAUAAUUCAAUUAAUUUUUACUGUGACAAACAAUUAGCUCUCAUAAUAUUGGAACCAAAUUUUUUAAAUUUCGCAUUGCCUUUUAAUAAUGCUACUGUUCAACAGGCAAGUUUUACGUAUGAGAAUCAUGAAACACAAGUUGUUAAAUAUCCUGUUAAAUAUGAACACGCGGAAAUGACCAAAGAGACCACACGUUUUACAAAUGCGGAAACUAUGAACAAAGCUGUUGUAAUUAAUAGUGAUGAUAUUUAUUUAUUAUUUAAAACUAAUAAAGAUGAAAUUUUCAAAGAGUCUGCAGCAACUCAUUUAGAAUCUUCCAGCUAUAGUGAAUCAUCAACGAACGAGAUUUUAAGCAGUGCUGUUAUUAAUAAAAACAACGUUGGAUCAUCAGAAAUUGUAAAUGUUUCUGAAAACCAAAGAAUUAAAGAAAAAUUAAAAGGUGAUAACGAAGAAGCAUUUAGUGAAAAAGAUUCUUAUUUAAAUGUUUCAGUUAUACAAAAUGUUGAAAGAGAGGAGUCUCAAAAACAUCAGCAAUUGUCUUGUGAACUUUCUUUAUCUAAUACUAUCAGAGAAUCUGCUUCUGGAAACGUCAAAGAGGCUAUACUUAUGGCUGGAGCUGAGGAUAUUAAAUCCACAGAUUUUCAAACAGAUUUGAUACAAACUGCUGAGCAUAAAUUUAAAAAUUGUACUGACAUUGUGAUACAAAAUAUAACUGAAAUAGGUAAUAGUUCUGAUGAUUCUGAUGAAACACACUUAAACAACGAUAUAUCUACAGCCAAGUUACAAAAAACUUUAAAUAAACUUGAGGCACAAACGACACAGAACUGCAAUAUAUCCGAAAAAUUACAAGACGUGAUAUCUACUAAAAAUUUGUCUGGACUUAUAAAAGAUAAAACAGCUGCAGAUGAAUCAGCAACAUUAACAAUUAUAAAAAAAGAAGAACAUGAACCAGUGUGCUCUGUGUCGGAAAUGUAUGAGGAGAAAGAUUUAACUCGCAGUAAAUUAAUAAACACAGCUGCUUUCUCAAAAUCGGUUUCUGGACUAAGUCAUAACCAACAUAGUUUUGCUUUAAAGGAAACUGAUGAACAAUUGUUACGAGCAAAUAUAUUCGAAUCGCAAACACUUAGGAGUUCCAGUGAAUCAGAAUCAACUGUACGCGGAUCAACAAACAUAGAGCUAAACGAAAUAGAGUCCCUUUUAAGUCAACCAUCGAAUGGAGGUAGCGCCUAUAAAAAAUCAUUCAGAAAAAGUUCCGUUUCACAAUCAACUUCGAAAUCAUCGAUAUUAUCAUAUUCCGAUUCCCAAGAGUCAACAAAAUCAGCCAAAAAUUGCAAGUUGGUUGUUAAGACUGACUCAAACCCAGACAAAUUUGCAAAAACUCAAAAGUGCAUCCAAAAUGUUGCAAAUAUUACUGAUAUUCAAUCUCCUACGACUCCUCCUACACCAAUAACAGAUGAAUACAUUUUUAGACUUGUAGUGCCGUUACCUAAAAGCAGAGGAACCACCCCUGUUCCAAGAGAUCCAAGCCCUGAAAUUUUUGAAUUCACACAUGAUAAGGAUCCACAUAAAGAAAAGAAAAAUCUGAUACCAAAAGUAGAAACUAAAAUAAAUGAAGGAGUUUUGUAUAACCCACCUUUACCAAAUCCGUCUAAAAGCCCUCCUAACUCUUCCGUAUACACUAAGCCAGGCUUAAAUGGUGGAGCAAAACGACUACCACGAUAUGUCAAGUUAGGGUUAAGAGGCGGAUCAGACACACCUCCAAUAACAAAGGAAGAUAUAUUGGAGGUGCAAAGAAAAUCGUCAAUUCUCGCUUCAGCCAUUACCGCAACACUUAAAAGCAUUGAAGAAUAUAAAAAAGAAUUUGGCAUUUUAAAAAAACAAGGCACAGAUGAACAAGGCCUGCCUAACAUUAGAACAGAAGCAGAAGAAAUUAUGAGCAAUAUAAGUGAAGGUAAAAUGGAAACAUUUAUUAGUGAUACAAAUGUACAUGAAAAUAAAAGCGAUCCAGAUGUACCUGAUCUUGCUAUUGAGAAGGAAGAGAUAGAAAAAGACAAUUUAAUGGUAGCAGAGGAAACUGACAAAGCGAUAACUAUUUCUGUAGAAUUAUCCAAGAUUGAAACAAAGGCUGAGAAUAGUGACAUAAAACAUGAAAAAUACGCAGAAGAUUUUGAAGAUAUUAUUUUGGAGGACGUUUACAGUCGCAUACAAAGAGCAGAUGAAAUUCAAAGUGAGACUAAUAUAAUAGAAGGAUUUGUUUCUGCUGAAGCUAUAGUUGAAUACCCUACUGAAGCAACUCUUCUAAAGGUCGUAUCUAAUAAUGAAACCCACAACAGAAAAUACAAUGAGAUUAUAAAAGAAAAUAUAACUGAAUUUACUGAAAAUUUUAAAAACGUUAAAAUCGAUACAGAUGAAAAAGAAAUGGAGCAAAGUGAACAUGAGGUGUAUCAAACGCCUGAUGAGGAACCUAGAACUAUCCAACAGUAUGUUGAUGAGGUACAAUCAGAAGAUAUCGCAGCUGAUCAGGAAGUCGCUGGUGUUACAGAGAAGACUAUAGAUACUGACAGAGGUAUAUCUGUAGACAGAUGUCCUGCAUUAACACCAAAAGAAGAACUACUGAAGGAGCAACACGUGAUUAGCCUCACAAGAGUUCUCUCAGCGCACAUGCUCCGAGAAGAGUUAAGCCCAGACUGUUCCAAAAUGAAGAUCAGAAACGAAAUUCAGGAAAAAUCAGCCGACAACGAACCGAUUGAAAAGGAACAAGAUACAAUCAAAGAAGAGAAGAAGGAAAUAAAAUGGACGACAUUUCUGCAGAAAUCACAUCCGGUUCCGGGGCAAACAUUGGGACAUUUCACUGAUUUGCAAAACAAAUUUGAAAUUCAAGACUUCAAUUCCAGUCCGCUGCCGUGGCAAGAGCGAGCACUGGCAGAUUCUCUAGGCGCACGAGGGUUACAAAUUGAAGAGCCUAUACUAAUUCCUGAAGAGGAGCCAGAGUACCUCAUAGCAGUACCUCCAGGAUUUUGUGGUACAAGUGAUACGGAAGCUACUGUCCAACACGAAAUACCAAGAAUCGAGGUUAUGGAAGAUGAACACGAAGCAGAAAAGUACAGCAAAGAAGAGAGGAUUAAGAUAGAAGAAAUAGUUAAAGACGCACUGAAAAUUGUAGACGGUUUGGCAAGAGACUCAGAGAAUAAUGAACUAGUCCAGAUCUUGCUGACGAAAAUUAAGAGUAUAGCUGAUUCCACAGCACCAAUUGAAGAGCGAUUAAGCCAAAUGAAGAGUCAGCUUGAGACUUUGGCGCAAGUGCCAAACGUUGUUAAGGAAACCUUGGAUAACAUAAAUGAGCGACUGUACCAAAUAGGCCACCAGGUACGUAACUAA